AUGAUGUCCGACUUCAGAAAGAAAAAACUGUUAUUCGUUUUCAAGACAAUUUUCGACGCUGAUGAAAGUGGAGAAGUAGAGAAGCAGGAUUUUGAUCUGUUUUUGGAGAGAAUCUCGAGACUUCUAGGCUGGAAAGAAAGUGAUGUUGUGUACCAAGUGGCUCAGGAAUCGUUAGCUAAGAUUUGGAAAGGUAUAUCUUGUGGAGCUGACACUGAUAAAGAUGGUAAAGUAACUGCGGACGAAUGGUUGGCUAUGUGGGAUUUACCCGCGUCUGUGUGCCGUUCGUGCUUCAAUGAAUGGCAAAAAUUGUUCUGUAAGGUCUUCUUCUAUAUACAAGAUAAAUCAUCAGAUGGUGCUGUGGACUGUCAGGAAUUUGUUGACGUCCAUGCUGCUAUAGGCUUACCAAAAGAAGAAGCGACUGAAGCCUUUAACAAACUAUCACAAGGAAAGCCUAGUAUUUCGUGGGAAGAAUUCGAAGAACGAUACGCUGAAUAUUUCUUAUCGGAAGAUAUUAAUGCACCUGGUAACUGGCUUUUUGGUUCGAAUAAGUUUAAUCAAUAA
Messenger RNA from Colias croceus (clouded yellow), 561 nucleotides. Its product is annotated as sarcoplasmic calcium-binding proteins I, III, and IV-like. NCBI's taxonomy places the organism in Eukaryota, Metazoa, Arthropoda, Insecta, Lepidoptera, Pieridae. Bases 1 to 561 code for a protein of 186 amino acids. The transcript has a single exon. The record is from RefSeq and is a predicted model, not a curated record.